UUCCUCAAAUAAUACACACUUGUUCUUCGAAAGGAAGUCGGAUCGAGUGUGUUGGAAGUCUUUUGCAGGAGUCCUUUAGCAGUAACUCGAAUUAAUCACUAUUAUCCAUAAUUUUUAAAAUCUAUAAAUAGUCUUAGUAUGUACUGACCUAGUCAGAGAUGAAAUAACGUAUCAGCAAAUUCAUCGAUUUAUCGCGAUUCAUAGAGCAGCAGGACUAAAACUGAAUAUCUACGCAGAAAAAAUAAAAUGUCGUCGUGGUCGAAGAAAGCUGGGGCCAGACGACCACCACCAAAACACAGUGGAGGAAGUGUCUCGAAACCUCCCAGACCAUUUCGAAGAACACCAUAUCCAAUGAGGGAGGACAGAAAAGAUGAUCAUCCAGAAUCUGACAGCUUUGAGAGCUUAGAGGAAGGGAUUGAUUUCUCUGGCACUGCAGACUAUGAGCAUUCACCGCAUCAGUCAACUGCUGUUUCACCUGAAGAAUAUGAGGCAACAGUUCAACGCAAUGCCAUAUACGAGAGGUUCUUCCAGCAGCUGCAUGGAGAUGGUGCUAGACAGCCUGCAGACUGUGUCGUCUUGUCGGUGAACAACCAGAAUGUGGAUUACCCCAAAUCGAUAGGCCAGUGUUUGCAGGAACGUGGCCUCUCGGUGGAAAUGCUUUACCUGCAGGUGGAAUCAGGCCUGACGCGGGCCCUCCAAGAUGUCCGCUCCGACGGUUCCCCCUUAUGUAUUCUCGUCGAGCAGACUAAUGUAACACUCUCCUCGUGCACAGUAAUCAUAUUUUCAGAGUCCCUCAAAAUUCAUCGAAAUAUGCCCAAAGAACAGGCCUUGGAGUUUGUGUUGGUGGAGUUCAGGCGCUUGAGCGGUUCGCAGCGGGUGCUGGACCCCACGGAGGCUGCGGCACGGGCGGCUGAGCUGACGGAGGACUAUCUGGUGCGCAGCAAGCUGGAGCGGCACACUGUUCCCUCUGCCACCCGCCACCUGCUCUUUCUCCUGGCCGAAGGUUUGCACCUGUACCCAGAGGAGCUCAACACACUGACAGAGUAUCUUCAAAACCGCCAAGACCAUCUGCAAGUAACUUCCGCAGAGGUGGGCAGUAAUGUUGCUCCUGUAAUAAACAGCCUGCCUCCAGGGUUAGGAAAACCCCCACCACUUCUGCCUGCUGGAGCUGGACCACCACCAAGAGAGCAGGCAAACCCACCCUCAGGGUCUGGAGAUACACCCCCAGGCCAUCACAGGGGGUUGCAAGGCUCAUAUCCCAAGACGAAACCACCUCCUUUGCUUUCAAUGCAAAAUCUAAAGCCACCUUCCCACAGAUCAGCUGCCCCCCAUAGUCUUUUACCCUCUCGGGCCUCUUCAGUCUCACACAGUUCUUCAUUUAGUCCCCCAUCUAGAGGGCCAGCAGCCCCUCAUAGUCUUGACAAGCCACAACCUCUUCUAGGCCUAGCACCUACACAUGGGCCAUCCUCCACCCGUGCCCCUCUUCUUGACCAUGCCCCUCUGCUUGAAACACCUCUUGGUUUCCCGUCGUCUAGAGGACUGUUGCAGCAUCCGGGGUCUCAUUCAUCACGCGGGCCACCAUUGAUGUGUGGCCCACCGCCGCAGAAUGGACCCCAGGGUCCUAGAGCACCACCACCUUCACUCAGGAGCCUUCAUAUGGGAGCCCCAACAGGUCCUCGCCCACCACGACGCCUGCUCCCUUGAUUCUCUCAGGACACCUGAUUAAAUCAUAGGCCAGUAUUGCCACGUGGGACAGUUGUUAACAUUCUGGACUUAGGCUUCUGUGUUUUCUUUCAGGAUCCUAUGAGAUGUUUAAAGAUGUACUGGUAUGGAAAAAAGCCUCAGUUGUGUUCUCUUUAUUUCCACAGGUGUAAGCUAAUUUUUAGAAUAAAUGUGAAAAUUUUCAGUGGCAUAAAUCUGUGAGAGAUGUCUUUAAAAAUCACUGUUCUCCAUACAACGAUUGAAUAUAUUCCAAAUACAGUUUUUGGUGUGAGGCAAUAAUAUGAGACUAUUCUGAAUUUUGGUAGAUUGUUGAAGGUUCUUGAUCUCCAGGAGCCAGAGAUUUUUAUUUUUUAUAAU
This is a messenger RNA of Sinocyclocheilus grahami, 2079 nucleotides long. RefSeq names its product nuclear receptor coactivator 5. The transcript has 10 exons. Bases 247 to 1704 code for a protein of 485 amino acids. The record is from RefSeq and is a predicted model, not a curated record. NCBI's taxonomy places the organism in Eukaryota, Metazoa, Chordata, Actinopteri, Cypriniformes, Cyprinidae.